Molecule: messenger RNA, 1143 nt
Organism: Raphanus sativus (radish)
Lineage: Eukaryota; Viridiplantae; Streptophyta; Magnoliopsida; Brassicales; Brassicaceae
Exons: 5
Coding region: 1-1143 (380 amino acids)
Molecular function (GO): protein binding
Source: RefSeq, a predicted model, not a curated record
AUGUAUACCGAGGAAAAGAAGAAAAAUACCAACUAUGGGUCAAUCUUUGUCUACUGCUUCGUCGGUUUGGUUCUCGUUGUGGGGGUCGUAAGGUAUGCAAAACCUUAUUACAACCUUCAAAACCUAAUGGAGACAGAAGCAGUAAUAGAAGAAGCAUUCUUGGGUGUGGAGAAAUCACUUCCAUGUGCCUCAAGGAGCUCUGUAUCUGUUCCUGCCAGGAAUCACCAGAAGCUCUCAUCAACAGUAAAGGAAGAGACUCGAACUCGUCCCCCAAUUUCGUACUGUGUGAAGUUCGAGUCAUUUUCCACUAUGGCGAACCUGGUCAAAGACAACGGUGACAAGUACGAGUCACGUCCAUUCUCAGCCGGUGGAUACAAUUGGACGUUCCUCGUCUACCCAAACGAGAACAAGCCAGAGGGCUCUGGUGGAUACGUUUCGGUUUACGUAAAAAUCGAUAACUCAACUCUCAUCACCUAUCAAAAUGAAGUGUAUGCGUGGAUCAAAUUCCUCCUCUACAAAAGCAAUACAGACACGUACUAUGAGUUCCAUGCGACUGAGGCGCAGAGAUUUCAUUUGUUUAAACAUGAGUACGGAAUGCUCAACUUUCUUAAUAUUCAGUAUAUCAAAUAUCCGGAAUAUGGAUACCUUUUCAACGGCGGACAAAGUGUGUUUGGCGUUGACAUCGUGGUUUCUAAACCCUCUGGCACAUGGGAAGAUGUCUCUUAUGAAGAAAAUAUUCGUGACCCUGUUCUUGAUUGGAGACUCACCAACUUUUCUAUCCGCGAUCAAGUCUCUUACACUUCUGAUACGUUUUCAUCCGGAGGGAGAGACUGGGUAUUGAAAGUGUAUCCAAAUGGAGUUGGGUCUGCAACGGGUAAUUCAUUGUCACUAUACUUGUUGAGUGCGUCAAACCAGAAGGGUUACGUGAAAGCCAAGUUUAGAGUUAUUAACCAGACCCCAUCUAACAAUGUUGAGAAACAAGUGGGGGGAUGGCCCAAUGCACAAGAAAAUGGAUGGGGUUUAGACAAACUUAUACCUCUCGCAGAUAUCAAAAAUACGUCCACAGGUUUCCUCGUCAAGGAUACCAUCAAAUUUGAAGUCGAGAUCCUGGCCUUCUCUAGAGCCGACGCCGUCUCUAACUAA